Messenger RNA from Sycon ciliatum, 1868 nucleotides. RefSeq lists its product as uncharacterized. The transcript has 3 exons. Bases 18 to 1463 code for a protein of 481 amino acids. NCBI's taxonomy places the organism in Eukaryota, Metazoa, Porifera, Calcarea, Leucosolenida, Sycettidae. The record is from RefSeq and is a predicted model, not a curated record.
GUUUUUUCGUUGGCUCGAUGGUGUACUACAAUGUAGUACAGCGUCUUUGGGAAAAUGCCGGUGUUCCAAUGACUGAUUUUCUUGUGUUGUCUUCUCCCUUGCUGAUUUGCUCCCUUCUCGUUGCCUGUUGGUGUGCUCUAUUGAGAAAGAAAGUGGCGAGGGGAACGUCCAUUCGGUGGCGCUUUGCCAUGUCGUCGAGGGACACGCGAUUCAUUGCGUCAGCCGUGAUUGUGGCAGCCUCUCUCUUCUUGGCCGCUCGAUUUCUUUAUACGAGAUACGAUGGGGACAAUUUUACUCCAACGCCUAUGCCAGAAUGGGAAAAGCAGGUCAAGAAUAAUUCCAAAUGGAUUGUUGUGACGACUAUUCAGUCGCCGACGAAGCCCAUGAUUAGACUGUCAAAGCUUUCAGGGUGGUCUGUUGUAGUUGUUGGUGACACGAAAACACCAGCUGACUGGAGUCUCUCUAAUUGCGUAUUUCUCAGUGUGGAACGCCAAAAAGAGCUGAAUUAUCGCAUACACAAGCUUCUCCCAUAUCGAGCUUACUCGAGGAAAAAUAUUGGAUAUCUGUUCGCUAUUCGUCAUGGUGCUCACGUAAUUUAUGAAACCGAUGACGACAAUGAGUUGAUUGCUAAUUCCAUCGAGGAAGCGUUUCAAGUGGAUUUGAAGCAUCUCAAUAAGGACUUGAUGGUCUACACUCCAGAGCGCAGCACUGUCAAUCCAUAUGUUCACUUCGGUCAGGGCAGCAUAUGGCCUCGUGGCUUUCCGCUAUCUGACAUCGCUCAUAGCUACAAGCCUGUGCGCUACUCCAAGUAUGGCACUGGCCUGAUGCCACUUAUCCAACAGGGACUGGCCAAUGGCGAUCCCGAUGUUGAUGCCAUUUUCCGAUUGACUCGCAAGGAGGCCGGCAAGAAGAUUGUGGUCAAGUUCGACGAGAAGGCCCCGCCGGUGGCUCUGCCGCCCAGCAUGAUGACACCGUUCAACUCGCAGAACACACUCUUCCACUACCAAGCACUCUGGGGUAUGCUGAUCCCGAUCACCACCACCUUCCGGGUGUGUGACAUUUGGCGUGGCUACUGGGCGCAGCGGCUCAACUGGGAGGUCGGCGGCACGCUAACGUUCUCCACCGCGUCGGUGUACCAAGACCGCAAUGAACAUGACUACACUCUAGAUUACGCCGACGAAGUUGAUCUGUAUAAUGAUGCCGGUCGUCUUGUCAAGUUUCUCAUCAGCUGGAGAGCACCCAGCUCUGCUAGUGGGUUCUUUGACGUUGCCAGGGCACUGUCGACAGACAUGGCUGCCGCAGGCUUCUGGAAGAGUGGCGAUGUCGCAUUGAUCAAUGCAUGGAUCGGCGAUUUGAUCAGCGUGGGUUACAAGGAGCCGCCACUUUACAAACCCUCCAAUCCCAAGGCAGCUUUUGGCGGCAAUGUAGCAUACCAGCCCAAACCAGGCGUCACAUGCAAGUGAAGACGGUGACAUGAAAAAUCAAGAUUGUUGGAGUGACUAUUUCCUUCAGAUUUUUUUCUUUUUUUCACUUUAUAUUGUGUAGUGGAGACGCAGAUAUGAUUACGAUGUUCAACUGCUGGUAUGCUUGCGUGUGUGCUUGCUUGAGCUGCUUUUUAUUAUCAUCAUUUAUUAGAUUAACCACAACAACUGAAUCAGCCGGCCAGCCCCUUUCUUGUCUGUCCAAUAGCACGUAGGCUUAGCAUUAGCAAUGAUCUUGUACUCACAUGGCUGUGCUACAUGAUGUGUACGUUAGCGUCUGGGUGCUUGCUGUUUCAUGAAAGCAGGUGCACACCUCCAUCCCCCCUCCCCAAUCUACUCAUCGUUACACUCAUACCGGGUAUGUCAUGACCAAGCGUUCAUAACCAA